UACGCCAAAAGAUGGUAGAACCUACUCCAUUUAUUUUGACUCAAUAUGGAAGUCUUGAAAAUUUAGAAAAAUAUUGUAGAGAUAUGCCAAAAAUUGAGUUACAUGCACACAUUAAUGGUUCUAUAAGUCCGGAAACACUUCAACAAUUAGUAGAACGAAAGAAAGAAAAGAAACCUCAUUUAGCACAAUUUACAAUACCAAAAAGAAAAUUAGACGUAAUUAAUGAGUUUUUUUCUAUAUUCAAUGUCGUGUAUCAACUGACCGAUGAUGAUGAGUCAAUAGGUUAUAUUACCGAAUCUGUAAUUCUUGACUUUAAAAAGGACGGAGUUCAAUAUUUAGAAUUAAGGACAACUCCAAGAAGUGAUAAAAAUGGGAUGAUGACAAAAGAAUCCUAUGUAGGUAUCGUUUUGUCAGUUAUCCAAAAAUUUUCAUACUCAGAACACGGAAUUAUUGUUAAACUGAUACUAAGUAUAGAUCGUCGAAAUACCUUGGAAGAAGCUAUGGAAACUGUGAAUUUAGCUAUUAAAUAUAAAAACAGGGGUGUUGUUGGUGUUGAUCUUUGUGGUGAUCCUAGCAAGGGACAUAUAGAUAAUGUUAAACCUGCUUUCAUAGAAGCAAAAAAACACGGAUUGAAAGUUACACUACACUUUGGAGAGAUUGAAGAGAAUAUACCAGAACAUGCGUCAAUGCUUGAACUUUCCCCUGAUCGUCUUGGUCAUGCUACACAUCUUGAUCCAGAAUCAAAGGAUUAUAUCUCUUCAAAGAAUAUUCCGGUAGAGAUGUGUAUGACUUCUAAUGUGCUAAGUAAUACAGUGAAGAAUUAUCGCGAGCAUCAUAUUCGGGAUUUUUUAAUAACGGGUUACAAAUUUUGUAUUUGUACUGAUGAUAAAGGUGUUUUCUUUUCGGAUCUUUCCACUGAAUAUGCAAUUGCCGCUUCAACAUUUUCUCUUGAUCCAAAAAGUUUAUUCGAACUUUCAUUUCAAAGUAUUGAUUGUAUAUUUGAUAACGAUGAGACAAAGCUACAAUUGCGCAAAAUAUGGAAUGACUGGUAUAGCUCAAGCAAAAAUUCUUUGUUGACAAAUGUCAAUGAUUGAGAUCUUUAUGAUUGAUAUUAUAAACACAUUUUGGAUAAAUAUAAAAAUAGUUUAUUGAUAAUCAAUGUUAUUAAAUUACAUUUUAUUAAGAGA
Molecule: messenger RNA, 1187 nt
Organism: Rhizophagus irregularis DAOM 181602=DAOM 197198
Lineage: Eukaryota; Fungi; Glomeromycota; Glomeromycetes; Glomerales; Glomeraceae
Biological process (GO): adenosine catabolic process; inosine biosynthetic process
Molecular function (GO): adenosine deaminase activity
Source: RefSeq, a predicted model, not a curated record